AAUAUAAAAUCCAAUAUGGGACAUUUCUUACGAUUUGAUAGCGUUAAAAAAACUUUGCCAUCACCCGAGACAAUGAACGGUGUAAUUUGGAGCAGAAAACAGAAGACUUUUGUACCAAUUUCCAGCGUGCCGAUUUAUGCCACGAUGCAAGAAGAACGCCUCAGACAGAAUCGAGCACUCGAGAUUCACAAUUUUCAAUUACAGAACUUAACUGUGACAUCUUUCCAGGAGCCGCAUUUCUUUCAGUUCUACGAUAAUAAUACGAAGGUUACGGGACUCUGCGGGGAAAUAUGGAACCUACUUUCCGAAUCGCUAAACUUCACGUUGCAGCCAGUGAAAGUAAACGUAGACGGCAUGGGCACGUCAGAAAAAGAUUCGACUUAUAAAAACGGAUUGUUGGCAAUUAUUUUUCGCAACGAAACUGUCGCGAUACCAAAAGUAGAAACAUUUAGCCGGCGACUUAUAGCUGCCGACUUUUCAAUACCUUUUUGGAUAAACAGAAAUCAGUUAUAUAUUCAUCGCGAAAUGAUGUAUGACAAUAUAUGGAUGGUAAAAAUUUUCUCUUGGAAAAUAUGGUGUAUUAUACUGAUUAUGUAUAUGCUACUGAGUCUAUGCACUUUUCUGACACAGAAUGUUCGCAUACAAAAUGAAGAUAAUUAUAAAAACGUGUCUUUCAGCGAACACUUAUUUUAUAACUUUGGAAGCCUCUGCAAUCAAGGCUAUGUUCCUCAAUACUUUAAUGGGAAAUCGAGAAUACUGGAAGUGUCACUGGGCUUUUUUUGUUCUAUAAUAUGUAUGUCAUUUAGUGCUCUAUUAUUUAUUUAUAUAACGAAAAGUAUUUUCAUACCACCAUUUGAUAGUUUCGAGUCUUUGGUGGCUAAUACUAAAUACAGUGUUGUCAGUCUAAAAGGUUCAACUGGAGCUAUCGCGUUUAAGAUACUUGAUGUGGAACCAAUUAAACAAGCAAGGACGAUGAACCGUUUGAUAACAGCGUCAUCAAUUGAGGACAUGCAUAAAAUGGCAUGUUCCUCGAAGAAAAAGAAAUAUGCCAUAUAUCAAGGCGAAGACAUGCAUAAAGUGAAUGGGAAUAUUAGAUGUCACUUGACUGACACUGGAAAACCUUUCAGUAAAAUAUGGGUAUCUUCCGGUAUGGCGAAGAACUUUAAGUACAAAAAAUCCAUCGAUCUGGGGAUACUUAAAUUAAUGGAAGUUGGAUUAUUGGACCUCUUAAAGGAUCGUUGGUUGGAAAAGAGAAUUAAACAGAAUUACGACGAUGACAAGACACCACAGGCAAUUGAAAUACAUCAAGUUUCUUUAAUAAUCGCUGUGAUGUGCUGUGGGAUGAUUGCCGCUCUCAUUAUUCUCAUAAUCGAGAAAAUUGUAUUUCAAGAACUGACGCCGCCAAUGUUGCAUAGAACAGGACACCGCUUCUGUAGCAAAUCCGCACUUUAUUGGGUAAAGAUUCAAUUAGGAAACAUUUGUCGCAGAACCGUGUCUGUCACGAUGCAUACCACAACCGACUCUAAGCUAAACGCUGACGUAAGUACCGUGCACGGAACUAAGAGGCCCAUGGACGACGGCGAGGAGAACGAAGCCAAGAUACAAAAGACGGAGGCAGAAGUGGUAGAAACGACAGAGACAGAAACGGCGCAAGCGACGGGGACGGAAGCGGUGCAAAGAGUCAAGAGGAGGAAUUGCGCCAUGCUGUUGGGCUACGUUGGUAAAGACUAUUACGGCAUGCAGAGAAAUCCUGGUAUGAAAACUAUCGAGGAAGACUUGGUCGCCGCCUUACUGAAGGCAAACUUGAUCACCGCACAACAGUUUGAGAAUGUACGUGCGAUUCAUUUCCAAAGAGCUGCACGCACGGACAAAGGAGUAUCUGCAAUUAGGCAGAUUGUCUCGCUGAAGCUGCCGGAUAAUACUGAUAAGACGGUGAUAAAUGAAUUCUUACCUGACGUAAUCCGAGUAUUCGGAAUAAAGCGAGUGACAAAGGGUUUCAACAGUAAAAAUCAGUGUGAUGCGCGUACUUACAGAUACAUCAUUCCUUCCUUUGCAUUUGCACCCGAAGAUCAGAGCUUGUUAAAACUUGGGGAGGAAGUCAACGAAGACGAGAGAAUGAAACAGUUGGCGAUUAUUGAUGAAAAACCAUACACCGAGUACAAAUUAUCUCCGGAAUGUUUAAAUAGAUUAAAUUCGAUUUUAAAGCUUAUGGAAGGUUCGCACAACUUUCAUAACUUCACGUCGAAAGUGAGACCAUUAGAUCCACGUGCGCAACGCUACAUAAUAAGUUUCUGCUGCCCAGAAACGUUCGUUGCGAACGGCAUAGAAUUCGCGGUGUUGGAAGUUAAAGGGCAAAGCUUUAUGUUGCAUCAAAUCAGAAAAAUGGUCGCAACUGUAGUCGCAAUUGCGAGAAACAUGGUGCCCGAGGAGACAAUCAAUGACGCGUUCAAGACAAUGGAUAAGAUGGACAUAGCGCUUGCACCCAGUUUAGGAUUGUGUCUGUGUCAUGUGCAUUACGAUAAUUAUGGUAAACGAUAUGGCACAGACGGUCUCCACGAAACGUUAGAUUGGAAAGAGUGCGAAGAGGAAGUAGAAAAGUUUCAGAAGGCAUACAUUUUGCAGCAUAUGGUGGACACCGAAAUUUCAGAACAAACGACGUUAAAAUGGCUGAUUGGUCUUCCUUUUUAUUCGUUUGCUAAUAGAGAUGUACUUGUGGAUGAUGAUGUACCUGCGGAGGAUAAAGAACAAGAGAUUAUACUUUUGCAGCGUGUAAGUCCGACAAGUUCUUUCCCUCAUAUGUGUACUUUCUACUACAAGCGCGAGGAUGACGCGCGUGCUUUGCCUCUGCGUUGGGUAAUUCCAGUCUCGCGCGAUGCAGCAUAUUCAAUGGAUAAUCGCAGCGCGGAUUGCACUGCUGGCACUUGGCGCACGGUGUGCUUCACCAUGCGGAUUGUUCAACAGAUUCACAUGAUUGUUCACGGAUUACUAAUAAUUCUUUUUGUCUGCAUUAAUUCUGGGUAUACGCAAACUUAUAAUGAUUGCGGGCUAGAGAGAUUUCGAUGUCACAAUGGAGAGUGUAUAGCCGGCGAAUUGUUAUGCGAUGGCAGACCAGACUGCAGGGAUUCGUCCGACGAGACGGAGACCGAGUGCAAAAAGCCAGAGAUUCUGUGUCCCGUUUACGCCUUCCGCUGUAAGUACGGUGGUUGCAUAAACGGGGACAGCGUGUGCAACGGCGUCCGGGACUGCGUCGACAACAGCGACGAAACGCAGCCCCAGUGCGCAAGGAACUCGACGAGCUACCAAACGGAAAGACCUACCCGCUAUUGUAAAGGAGAUGAGUUCACGUGCAACAACAACCAGUGCAUUAGCCAAAUCGACGUGUGUGACGGGACUCGAAAUUGUGCGGACGGCUCCGACGAAAGAUCUGAAUUAUGCAGCCGGUUCCAGUGUCCUUCGACAACCUUUCGCUGCGCCUACGGAGCUUGUAUCGACGGUGAUCUACAGUGCAACGGAGUAGCCAAUUGCGCAGACAGCUCGGACGAGGAUCCGGGAUUGUGUAGAACUACAUGGCCGUCAGUCCUGCCGACGGUGCGACCGACAUCGGGAACUCGGCCGACACCAGGAACUCAACCGACUCCUACGCAAAGACCUCCUUUCGUGACACCUAGCGCGAACGCUUGCAGAGCGCCUCCGCAACCGCAGAACGGCCGCUGGAAGUUACAUCGGUCGCAGUGCCCAGACGGAGAGGACUGUACCGUUUCUGAGGGAACGGAGCUGGGACUAGGAUCUCAUCUCGUCUACUCUUGUAAUUCGGGAUAUAAAAUAAGAGGCUCGACCGACGUCAGCUGCAGUUUCGAGGGAAAAUGGCUGAAUAUACCAGUUUGCACAGAAAUACGCUGCAAAACUUUAGCCACAUCGUCAGUCAGAGCCGAAUGUACGUACGACGAUGCAUGGAUAUCGUGCAAAUCUCCAGUUCCGCCAAAGACAAAAGCCGUAUUGGCAUGCGAAAACAGUUACCGGCCUGAAACUGAUCAGCUGACCGGACAAAGAAAAAAUGUGAGAUGUAAUGCAAACGGUCAAUGGGAACCAGAGCCUAUGCGAUGUAUUCCAGGUCCGCUCACGAUAAAUAUUUACAUUAACGACACUAAGCUUACGUUCCACACCACUUUUGAUAGGAACAAUAAUACGUUUAUUGAAGUUUUGGACGAUAAAGUCAUUAUACACACGAAUGCCAAAAAUCCGAGUUAUCCGAACAUAGAUGUUAGCGUACCAACGCCGAGCAAUAAUAGAGCGACGGAUGACCCUUGGCAGUGUACGCUCUCGUGUUAUCACGACGAGACGAUUCCUCCAAUCGAAAUGUUUGUUGUAGUAUGCGGCACUCUACCGUCCAACGUUAUACCGACCAUUGUAGGCGGUGUGCGACCGAAUAUCACGGAAUUCCCGUGGCACGCCACGCUGUACCGCGACGAUCUAGGCUCAAAGAAAUUCUUCUGUGGAGCGUCUAUCGUUCAGGAAAAUCUCUUGAUAACGGCGGCGCAUUGCGUAUACGACGAGAGAACCAGGCAGCCGGUCGAUGCCAGCAAAAUUUACAUAUUGACGGGGAACGUUUAUCGCGAUUACGAUUAUCCCUUUCACAAUCCAAAUCUCGUUAAGAGAAAUCAGGUGAAACAAAUUUACAUCGUACGCAAUUAUCUAGGACUCAUAGGAAAUUAUCUCUGGGAUAUCGCGGUGCUACAACUCGCCACGCCGUUUGUACUGUCAGCUUGGUUGGUCCCCGUAUGCAUAGAUACUUUAAGCGAUAGUAGCGUGCUGGAAGCGGGCUCGUAUGGAAAGGUAGCGGGAUUCGGUAGAACCGCACUCGGCGACUCUAGCGCAAUCCUGCAGGCCCUGACGGUGCCUGUAAUUCCACUCAGCCAAUGCAAAUCUGCGAGCCAAAGUGUUAACACGGAACAAUUUAUCACCAACGAUAAGUUUUGCGCAGGCUACACAAAUGGUUCUUCCGUUUGCGACGGUGACAGCGGCGGCGGAUUAGUCUUUAAAACUAAUAAUUUGUGGUACCUCCGAGGUAUUGUUAGCGUUUCCCUCGGCACGAUAAAGGAGGGUGGAAGUGCUCAUUGUGACCACAACUUGUAUUCCUUGUACACAGAAAUAUCCAGACAUAUUUCAUGGAUACAAGAUGUAAUUACAAAAAUAGAACAAAAUCAGACGCAUGUAUUGUGCUCAGAACAGUCUCAAACGAGAUGUUCUUAAAUUUAUUGACGGAACCACCGAUUUUUACGUGCAACCACCGAAAAAAACAUUUAUCUCGUGCCAUGUAAAUCUAUAUUACACUUGGUGAAUUAUCUAUAUUUUUUACUGAAUGCGUAAGUGUGUGAAGUUGCAAUUAUGUUGAAUGGAACGAUUAAAGACUCGAGAGAUAAUUUCUUGCA
Messenger RNA from Vollenhovia emeryi, 5429 nucleotides. RefSeq lists its product as uncharacterized. Lineage: Eukaryota; Metazoa; Arthropoda; Insecta; Hymenoptera; Formicidae. Gene Ontology annotation, molecular function: serine-type endopeptidase activity; RNA binding; protein binding. Gene Ontology annotation, biological process: mRNA pseudouridine synthesis; proteolysis; tRNA pseudouridine synthesis. Gene Ontology annotation, cellular component: membrane; nucleus. The coding region runs from base 16 to 5250 and encodes 1744 amino acids. The transcript is spliced from 23 exons. The record is from RefSeq and is a predicted model, not a curated record.